Molecule: messenger RNA, 4737 nt
Organism: Rhineura floridana
Lineage: Eukaryota; Metazoa; Chordata; Lepidosauria; Squamata; Rhineuridae
Gene: GBE1
Product: 1,4-alpha-glucan branching enzyme 1
Exons: 17
Coding region: 364-2481 (705 amino acids)
Biological process (GO): glycogen biosynthetic process
Cellular component (GO): cytoplasm
Molecular function (GO): 1,4-alpha-glucan branching enzyme activity; hydrolase activity, hydrolyzing O-glycosyl compounds; cation binding
Source: RefSeq, a predicted model, not a curated record
GCGAGGGACGCGAUAAGGGCAGCAGCUUCACAAAACGUCACUGCGCUUGCUCGCUUUUACCGAUCAUGCUCAGUUACAACGCGCCAGCAAAUCGUGAAGCAGUAGCAGGUUUUGACUUUACCGACCAAGGCCCGAACCGUUUCGUUCCUUUCCAGCCCUUCCUUUUUUAAGUAGGAUGGCCCCAGGACCUGAACUGGGUGGGCGGCACCUGCUUUAGUCCUAUCCAGAAAAGGGGGUGGGUGAGAUAAGAAUUCGGAUCGUGCUCUUCCAGCCCACCUCUCUUACCCAAGCGUAUAUAGAGCCGAGGGCACCGCUUCUGGUGACAGCCUGAGGUCGGAUCCUACCGUGGCUGCAGCUACAAAGAUGGCUGUGCUCAGUCCGUCUGUGCCCGAAUUGGAACGAUUGAUGGAAAAGGACCCCUAUCUGACUCCCUUUGAGCAGGACUUCGAGCGCAGGUAUAGCAUCUUUCAUCGCAUCUUGAAGAACAUUGAAGAAAAUGAAGGUGGUCUUGACAAAUUCACAAAGAGUUACCAAACAUUUGGAGUCCAUAGAUUUACAGAUGGAGGAUUCUACUGUAAGGAAUGGGCUCCUGGGGCAGAAGCUGUGUUUCUUACCGGUGACUUCAAUAACUGGAAUCCAUUUUCUCACCCAUAUAAGAAAAUGGAUUUUGGGAAAUGGGAAUUGUUCAUCCCACCUGGACCGGAUGGAUUUAAUCCUGUACCGCAUGGAUCAAAACUAAAGGUGGUGAUCCGAACCCAAAGUGGAGAGAUUCUCUAUCGCAUUUCUCCUUGGGCAAGAUAUGUAGAUCGUGAGAGUACGAAUGUGAACUAUGAAUGGGUAAACUGGGAGCCACCAAACCCAUACAGACGGAGACAUCCUGUUCCUAAGAAGCCUAAAAGCUUAAGGAUCUAUGAAUCUCAUGUGGGAAUUGCUUCCCCUGAAGGGAAAAUAGCUUCAUAUAAAAACUUCACACACAAUGUACUUCCGAAAGUCAAGGAUCUUGGAUAUAAUUGUAUUCAGUUGAUGGCUGUGAUGGAACAUGCUUACUAUGCCAGUUUUGGUUAUCAGAUCACAAGCUUUUUUGCAGCAUCAAGCCGUUAUGGACCUCCAGAUGACUUGAAGGAACUAAUUGAUGUUGCCCACUCAAUGGAAAUUAUUGUCCUGCUCGAUGUUGUGCAUAGCCAUGCAUCAAAGAAUUCCGAAGAUGGACUAAACAAAUUUGAUGGCACAGAUUCUGCAUUUUUCCACUCUGAUCCUAGAGGAACACAUUCGUUGUGGGAUAGCCGACUAUUUGACUAUUCAAAUUGGGAAGUUUUGCGUUUUCUUCUCUCAAACCUAAGGUGGUGGUUAGAAGAGUAUGCCUUUGAUGGCUUUCGAUUUGAUGGUGUAUCGUCUAUGCUGUAUCACCACCAUGGUAUUGGUGUAGCCUUUAGUGGAGAUUACCAUGAAUAUUUUGGUAUGCAUGUUGAUGAAGAUGCUAUAGCGUACCUUAUGAUGGCAAACCACAUGAUACAUUUCUUGCAUCCAGAAUGUGUAACAAUAGCAGAGGAAGUGUCUGGAAUGCCUGUCCUUUGCUGUCCAAUAACAGAAGGAGGAACUGGAUUUGAUUAUCGAUUGGCCAUGGCAAUUCCUGACAAAUGGAUUCAGAUAAUUAAGGAGCUUAAGGAUGAAGACUGGAAUAUGGGCAAUAUAGUAUUCACACUAACAAAUAGGCGAUAUGGAGAGAAAUGCAUUGCAUAUGCAGAAAGUCAUGACCAGGCCCUUGUUGGUGAUAAGACUUUGGCAUUUCGGCUAAUGGAUGCAGAGAUGUAUAGCAAUAUGAGUAUCCUCUCACCUCUUACUCCAAUUAUUGAUCGAGGAAUACAGCUUCAUAAAAUGAUCCGCCUCAUUACUCACGCACUGGGAGGAGAGGGUUAUCUUAACUUCAUGGGCAAUGAGUUUGGGCAUCCAGAAUGGUUAGACUUUCCCAGAAAAGGCAAUAAUGAAAGCUACCAUUAUGCUAGGAGACAGUUUCAUUUAGCUGAUGAUCAGCUUCUUCGCUAUAGAUUCCUAAAUGAAUUUGAUAGAGAUAUGAACAACUUGGAAGAAAGAUUCAGCUGGCUUUCAUCUCCCCCGGCUUACGUGAGUGAAACACAUGAAUCAAACAAAGUUAUUGCUUUUGAGAGGGCAAAUCUUCUGUUUAUAUUUAAUUUCCACCCAUCUAAAAGCUACACAGAUUACAGAGUGGGUACAGAAAAACCAGGAAAGUAUAAAAUUGCACUGGAUUCUGAUGCUCCACAGUAUGGAGGACAUAGCAGAUUGGACCAAAAUACAGAAUUCUUCUCUCAAGAGUAUUCACAUAACUAUCGAUCUAAUUCUCUUUUGCAACCCAAUUCAAUGAGUGAAAGUGAUGGUCAGCCCCAAGGACCCCAGCACUAUCUGAAGGUGUACAUUCCAACCAGAGUGGCUAUAGUGCUUCAGAAUAUGGAUAUCCAACAGUGAAGACUUUCAUCAUACAAUUAGAUCCAUGACUGCAAAGGCCAAGCACUAUUUUGAGGAUAGCAAUAUCCAAGUUUUGUUGUUUGGAAACUUUUCUAUUUGAAGAUAUGUUAAUACUGAGAGAAUUAAAUGUGUGCCUAUUGUUUAUUUAUAAUUACAGAGCUUCCCCAUUGUGAAAUGCUUAUUUCAAGAAAGUGUAUUUAAAAUCAGAGGAAAUAAAAAUUCAUUAACAGCUUGAUGCCACAGACUUAGAUUUCAGAACAGCUGGUGUCCUCAAAGUAACUCUUCCAAUAUUUUAUGAGAAAUAAUUCAAAAACUGCAUUCUCUGUUUUCAAUUGUUUGCUCCAAUUCCAUUUAUAAUUUUCAUGCUGAAUGCAACUUUUUCAUUAGACUACAUUUUGUGUUAGAAAUAGUUAAUGAUGUUGUUGCUUUAAAGGGCAGCCUUAUGUGAUUCUUUGAUACUGGAUUCCACGUUUCUAAAAUGUGUUUAGUGUUUUCUUGUUAAACCACUGAAAAAGAGGCUUUUUAGAUUUAAGGAAUAUCUUGGAAGUCAGUUAUUUUGGGGCACCAUAUGCCAGGAGAGAUUUCUGUCAUGGAAAGGUCCCAACAGUCUUCUUUGAAAGCAACCAUUGGCAGUAAGGUAUCAGUCCCGUGGAUUACCACUGUCAGGUUAUAUGGCAAUGGUUAAUUCAUUGAAAUUAUGUGUCAUUUUUUAAUCUUGCAACAAAAUUAAAAUGUUGACUGUAUUUUAUAAAGUGUUUGGACAUAUGUUCUAGAAUUCUAUCCUAUGGGCUUGUGCAAUAUAGACAUGGGCUCAUAAGGGUGCACUACUCUCAAACAUAUUUUUUUUUAAAUGAAGUCAUUUUUUUACUGUUAUUUAUGUUUCCUUGUAUCAAAACAUAGCCAGUAGCAGGCUAAGCAUCCAACGUCAGUAUAAUGCUUGGAAGUUAUGACUUCAUACCUUUGUAGAUCAAAACAUCUAACUUCCUAACUAUGAAUGAACAGCUAGGUGAUAAUCUGAAAUGGUGAUGUAAAAUAAUUGAUUGUUCAAUACAUGCAUUGGGUGAGAUCCAGUCUAAUGUGAUCAUGCAUCCAUUGGCACAAUGGGGCUUCUCCUUCCUUUCCUGCCCUCUGCACAAACCAAAAAUCUUCUCUGCAGGAUUGGGGGAUCCUUCAGAGUAGACUUUGAGGACAUGUGGAAGACUGGAGGGAAAAGAAGAGAAACUGGCCAUCCCAGUGUGAAGGCAUCUGUUGUGCAAAUGGUCAGACAUCAUUGGAUGCUACUCAUAAUGUUUUAAAACAUUACUAUUGCAUAAAAAUGGGGGGAUUCUGAAUUAUGGGAUCUAAAAUAUUUACAAAGCUGCCGAAAUAACUUGUACACUUCUUUCAUUUUGCUUUAUGAUCAGUUUUGAUAUGCAAUCAUUAAAAUAUUCAUCAGACAAAAUGGUUAUAAAAGGAAUUCCUGUUGACAGUUAUUUGGAUCUACCAUCUUUAUCGCACUUUGUAAACUUCAAAGUACUUGUGCCAGUAUUCACAGCACAUAUGUAUCACAAAUGCCUUUCUAAAAUUUCACCAUAGUUGUUUGAGAGAAAGGUUAUGUGUCCCAGUGUGGUCUAAUUGAUAUCCAUGUUUCUUCCCAUGCAUCUCCAAUAAUUUUUUUAUAUUGGAAUCAAAUGGGCAGAACAAGUUGCAUGAUUCAUCCCUGCCCCUGCAUCAUCCCUGGGGCCAGGCAAUCUUCACUUGGGAAGGAAGUACUUCAUUUCACCCUACCUGCAGAGUUCUGACAUACAGCAGCGUCUCCUAAGCCAUGCCUGUGGGGAAAAAAAGAUCUUCAAUCCCUCUAGAUCACAGAGGUACCAAUGUUGUAGCUUCUGUUUGUAUUUUGUUCAUUAUGUCUGAGAAACAAUAAGUGCUAUAGUGCUGAUUAAUAUCCUGCCUGUUUUUCAUUUAACAGUUUGUUAAACAACAGCCAAAUCAGUUACUGUUCUCACAUUUAAAUCCAUAGUGAAUCUAUAAUUGUUUUACAAUCUUUAAAUCUAGAGGUGAGAUAAACAGCUCUAUAAAUGACUUUUUUUGUUAAAUUGAUUUAUUAAUAUAUAAUGAAGAUUUUACUGGCCCUAUGUCUGGGCAUGUAAAUGCAGUGUAAGGCAAUUGUCCAUGUCAAACUUUUGUGCAAGAAAAGCAAUAAAUAUGUAAUAUGAUUAGAAGCUAUAAAAUUACUUGCAAAUAAAUAGAGAGAUGUAAGACAAUAUUGCUUGU